Penicillium daleae is the source of this 1026-nucleotide messenger RNA. Its product is annotated as mitochondrial 54S ribosomal protein uL22m. Gene Ontology annotation, biological process: translation; ribosome assembly. The transcript has 2 exons. Lineage: Eukaryota; Fungi; Ascomycota; Eurotiomycetes; Eurotiales; Aspergillaceae. Gene Ontology annotation, cellular component: ribosome; mitochondrial large ribosomal subunit. Bases 1 to 1026 code for a protein of 341 amino acids. Gene Ontology annotation, molecular function: structural constituent of ribosome. The record is from RefSeq and is a predicted model, not a curated record.
AUGGGUGCUGUGACUCCCUAUGGACAGCUGGUCCGGACUGCGGCCCGGGCCCAAGUCUCGUGCAUUCCCCGACGGACCUUCACCUCGACAGUCACCUGCCGGGCAGAGAACGACAAUGCCAAUUCCAACAAGAAAAAGUCGGGAUUCCUCUCGUCCAUGAAGGAUUGGGUUCUCGGUGAAUCCAAACCCAAGGCUGCCUUCACCCCAGUCGCCCCGAAGCGCGAAGAAGGUGGACUCGGUGCCAGCUCCAUUUUCGCCGAGGACGUGGGCCGAGCAUCCGGUCCCAAGCCCAGCAAGCAGAAGAAGCAACUUCAAGAUCAACAAGACGCGGCGGGUGAGGAUGCUGUGCCUCUGGAGAAGCGCAACAAGGACCGCCUGCAGCUCGCCUUGAACCCGAACCCAAAGGCCCAGUUGCGGUGGGAGAAGAGGACGGUGAUCCGCGAGAUCCGCAAGCGCGGCCGCAUUUCAAAGGAGGUUCAGAUCAAGCGUUCCGAGCGCGAGUCCAUGUCCAAGUCACACUGGUUCAAGACCUCCCUCAAGAAGUUGGGCCCCCUGGCCCGGCAGAUUGCAGGCAAGCCCAUCGACGAGGCCAUCUUGCAGAUGCGCUUCAGCAAGAAGAAGGCUGCCAAGGAUGUGCUGGGACAUUUGGAACACGCAAAGAACGUCGCCAUGGUCCGUGCCGGCAUGGGCCUGGGUGCUCCUGCCGGUACCUCCGCGGAACCCGUCACCGUCACGUUAAAGUCUGGCGAGCGCAAGAAGAUCACCGAGCCGACAUCGAUCUAUAUUCAGCAGGCGUGGGUGAACCGUGGCCCCUAUGGCUUCGGUAUGGACCACCGUGCCCGUGGUCAGAUCAACCGGCUCCGGCCCCCGGCGACUGGUCUCUCGGUCGUAUUGAAGGAGGAGAAGACUCGCAUCCGGGAAUGGCAGCAGCGUGAGGCUGACGCUUUGCGCAAGCGCAAGGCUCAGCUUUGGACCCAGCUGCCUGACCGCAAGGUCUCUGCACAGAACCAGUACUACAGCUGGUAA